GUUGCAGGCAUCGGACCGGACGGCCACAUCGCGUUCAACGAGCCGGGGUCGAGCCUCGUGUCUCGCACGCGCGUCAAGACGCUCGCUCAGGACACGAUCACCGCCAACGCUCGAUUCUUCGACGACGACAUAAGCAAGGUGCCGACGAUGUCGCUGACGGUCGGCGUGGGAACGGUGAUGGACGCGAAGGAGGUGAUGAUCAUGAUCACUGGGCAACACAAGGCGUUCGCUCUGCACAAGGCCAUCGAGGAAGGAGUGAAUCACAUGUGGACCGUCUCCGCCUUCCAGCAGCAUCCCAACACCCUAUUCAUCUGUGACGAAGAUGCCACGCUGGAGCUUCGCGUGCGAACGUGAAGUACUUCAAGUCUCAUGCACGUGCACAACAAGCUGAUAGAGGAUGAUGAGAGGAGAAGCCAGAGUAGGAGGAGGAGGUGGAGAAGCCAGAGUAGGAGGAGGAGAGGGAGAAGC
Molecule: messenger RNA, 468 nt
Organism: Priapulus caudatus
Lineage: Eukaryota; Metazoa; Priapulida; Priapulimorpha; Priapulimorphida; Priapulidae
Product: glucosamine-6-phosphate isomerase 2-like
Biological process (GO): D-glucosamine catabolic process; N-acetylneuraminate catabolic process; carbohydrate metabolic process
Cellular component (GO): cytoplasm
Molecular function (GO): glucosamine-6-phosphate deaminase activity; identical protein binding
Source: RefSeq, a predicted model, not a curated record